Messenger RNA from Tarenaya hassleriana, 2603 nucleotides. Its product is annotated as transcription initiation factor TFIID subunit 8-like. Lineage: Eukaryota; Viridiplantae; Streptophyta; Magnoliopsida; Brassicales; Cleomaceae. Bases 403 to 1566 code for a protein of 387 amino acids. The record is from RefSeq and is a predicted model, not a curated record. Gene Ontology annotation, molecular function: protein heterodimerization activity. Gene Ontology annotation, cellular component: transcription factor TFIID complex. The transcript is spliced from 3 exons.
ACUCGAAAGUCGAGAAACUGCGCUCUCCCACUCUCGCUCUCCUCCUCUCUCCAGAUCGAAGGGUUUAAGCUGGGUUUAAGCGAAUUCCAAACCCUAACUUUCUCGGUUUUCUAGUUCCACUCCAUUUCUCGGUUCCUCUCUUUCUUUGAUCUCGCCAUCAAUUUGGCUUCUUGUCUAGGGUUUUCACCUGGUUUUGCCGCCGGAGCUCGUUGGUCACUCUUUCUCGCUGUUUCUGCUGCUUUUCGGGUUUUACAAUGGAGGAGGCUUCUUCUCUGGUGCCGAGAAGAGAAUUUCACGGCAAAUGAGUUGAUAUUGUGUUCCCGAGGGAUGAGGAUAUCGUUGGUUUCACUCAAGAGAUGGUUCUACAUGUUACGUUGGAAAAAGUUGUAAGAGAGAUUGAAUAUGAGCAAUGGAGGUGGGGAGAGUGGAUGUCAGCAAAGAGAAUUACACGUCAAGAGAAAGUUUCACAGAAAUGAUUUUGCUUAUGCAGUCGCAAGAUUGGCCGUGGCACAGACGUGCGAGAGCGUUGAGAUUAACACAUUACAAGAAUCACAGGUGCACGAGGGAGUGAGGUUCAAUUCUUUUCAAGAGUCUGCUCUUGAAACACUAACUGAUGUAGUGGUCCGAUAUGUCCAGAGCAUCGGUAAGACUGCGCUUUUGUAUGCUAAUAUGGCUGGUAGAACAGAAGGUAAUGCUUUAGACGUUGUUCAAGCGCUGGAAGAUUUAGGCUCUGGGUUGGGUUUUGCCGGUGCUUCUGAUAUUGACCAAUGUCUUACUGAUUCAAGCGUAGUAAAGGACUUAAUUCGUUAUAUUGGAGAAGCGGAAGAGAUGCCAUUUGCGUAUUCUCUUCCCUGUUUCCCAAUUGAUAAAGGGAAAAGACUAGCUCCUAGCUUUUCUGAAAUUGGAGCCGAGCCUCCUGAGGAGCAUAUUCCUGUUUGGCUUCCUGCAUUUCCUGAAACCAAGAUCCCUAUUCAGCCAGAGGUGGGGAAUGAGAGAGCUCUUGAUGGUGAUUCUGGUAAAGCUGAACUGGAUAUGCAGAGCAAAGAACAGGGAUAUGCUCAUUUAACAAUGCAGCGGUCUUCCCGUGGUGAUGGGCUAGAAUUUCACAAAUCUGUUCAAGUGGAUGUUGAAAAAUCAACAGGAGAAGCGAAAGGUAACCCGUUUCUUGCUUCACCUCUUAGAUUUGGGGAGAAGGAAGUAUCACUUGUUCUCCGCCCUGCAGAGCUUUCAAAUGUAGUAGCUAGCAUCAAUCACGAUCCUAAAAUCCAUACGUCCAACAAUCUCGUUCCAUUGCUUGAGGCAUUUGCUCCAGCUAAUGAGAUUGCAGAGAAGAGAUCUGAAUCUGAGGAUGGGGAGAAGAAAGAGCCUGCAAGAACACGGCAGCUGGUGCAUUUCAAGAUUGGGACUCGGAAGACAUCUAUGGGUUGGCCAGUAAACCGAAAUUUGGAGGACAAGAAUAAUGAGAAAGUUGCCGCUUGGUUUCGGGAUGACGAUGAGAAGAACGAGAAGAAGCCAGAAAAUGAAGGAAAUUUUGAAACGAUGACUGAGGGGCUGACUGAGAUGUAAAAUAGGUAUAUGUGAUUAGGAUUUGUACACAUUCAAGGAACUAUUAGGCGGAAUAUUUGCUCCCCAGGCAUCCAAAGCCAAGAUAGUGAUAGGUUGCACUGAAUACACGUGACUUUUAGGGAAAGAAAUUUACUAAUUUCAAUCUUCUGGAGGAAAGGGUGUUUGGUCUUUGACAUCAUUGGAGGUAUGCGCCUGCAAGUUGCCUUGGUACUUGCUAGACACAUUUGGUGAAAUAUUCUUUCUAAAUGAAAUUCUUGUUGAAUUGACCAAAGGAUUUCUUCUCCCUACCUUCCACAUUCUGUUUGUAUUGUUUGCUGUAAGCUUUCUCCUUUGCUUUGGGCAGUCGGCUUUUUCUCAAUGUUCAAUUGUGUGCGCAUAGAACUGAAGUCCUGUUAAUCUGUAUUAUCUUUAGACCAAUCAAUUUAUUUGUUUUUUCAUCUGAAACCAUUGUUGUCAUUAUUUUUUAAAUGGAGAUGCAUAGGCCUCUAAUUGUAACAUCCGAAACAUGAAAAAUGAAAAUUAUCAUUUUGAGAAGAUCUGUCUCGUGCUCGAGGAUGCUCUUUGGCUUUUCACUCAGGAAAUCUUUGAAAUUUGGUCAAGAUGCUACAGUGAAAAGCAAGCUCCUAGAAUGUAAAAUGCAGGUUACGUAUGCAUUAAAAGUUCAAUAGGAAAGACAGUAGUACCUUGAAGAUCAACAAGGAAGGCAAAGAGUGAAAGAAAUGGCUGGGAAUUCAUGAAUAUAAGUUCGUUCUCGACUGCACAGAGCAUGGAUAAAAGGUUAGUAAUCAUAUCCGCAAAAGAUUGAAUCUUCAACGUUUGCUUUAGCUUUUUGGUUGCCCUUAUCGAUGUUUAAUAGUUGGCUGUGGCUUCUUGAGGAAAAUUCUUUCAGUUUCCUACAGUUUUCAUGAAGAAUGUUAGGGUUUUGGGAAUCCUUGUCCAUUUUCUCGACCGUUCUUGAUGGUAGGAUUUAGAUGUUGAAAACAGCCAAAUAGAUUCUUCUUUGUUUCUGGGUCUUACAGAAAUUGAUGGUUUGUAUU